CCCGGCCCGGCUCGGCUCGGCUCAGCUCACUGCGGCCGGCGGCGGCGCGCGGAGCGGCGGCGCUUCCCGAGGGCUCGCGGCGCCCCGCCACCAUGCCCGGGCAGCGCGCGGCGGCCUCGCCGGGAAGGGCCGCCGAGGAGGACACGGGAGGAUGAGGCCGGGCUGGCGGCGGGGGCGGAGGCGGCGGCGGAGGCGGGCGGCGGCGGCGGCGGCAGCGGCGGGGGGCGGCCGGCGCGGGCGGGGCAGCGGCGGAGGAUGAAGUGGGGCGUCCGGGGAGCCUGCGCCGCGCUCUCCAGCUGCCUCCUGCUCGCCUGCGCGCUCAGCGCCGCCGCCGUGGGCCUCAAGUGCUUCUCGCUGGGCUCGGAGCUGAAGGGGGAGCCGUUCCGCCUGGGCGCCGCCGCCGGCGCCUUCUACUCGGGGCUGCUGCUCUCCGCCGGCCUCUCGCUGCUGGGCUCGGCGCUGCUGUGCUGCCGCCAGCCCGACGAGGCGGCCGGCGGCCCGGGCGCGGGCGCGGAGCAGGCGGCGGCGGGGUCCCAGGCGGCGGCGGCGGCGGCGGGGCCGGGGCCAGGCGCGGGGCCCGAGGCGGAGCAGAAGGCGCCCCCCGGGGGCCGGCAGAACUUCCUGCUGCUGGGGGUGCUGGUGUUCAUGCUGGGCGUGCUGAGCGCCUUCGCCGGGGCCGUCAUCGACGGCGACACCGUGUCGCUGGUGGAGCGGAAGUACUCGCACUACUGCGCGCUGCAGCCCGGCGGCGCGGCCCGGGCGCGGGCAGGCGGCGGGGCGGCGGCGGAGGGCUCGGCGGCGGCGGCGGCCGUGGCGCUGCGCUGCCAGAAGCUGCGGGACUACCAGCGCGGCCUGGUGCUGUCCACCAUCUUCAACGCGCUGGAGUGCCUGCUGGGCCUGCUCAACCUGCUGCUGGUCAAGAACUACAAGGCGUCGCAGCAGCGCGGGCUCCGGCGGCGGCGGCGGCGGCAGCAGCGGCAGCAGCAGGCGCUGGGCGGGCGGCGGCGGCGCCGGGGCCGGGGCGGCGGGCGGCGGGCGCAGCGGCACAGCCAGGGCUCCAUCUUCUCCAGCGAGGAGCCCGAGCUGUCGCCGGGGGACUGCCCCUUCCAGGCCGUCUCCUACAUCAACGUGGGCGUCUUCCACGUGUUCGACGAGGCCGGCGUGGAGGUGCACUGCGGCGGCCACCCCUCCGUCGAGCUGCCCGGCUACUCGCCCAUGGACCCCGAGCUCGACGCCUCCUACCCCUACUGCUACCCGCUGCCCCACGAGCAGCCGCCGGCCUACGAGGAGAUCUACCCCGGCGAGCCGCGCGCCAACGGGCCCUAGCCGGGGCGCCCCGCCAGCCCCCUGCCGGCCCGGGGAAGAAGCUGGCGGAGGCCCCCGGGCCGCCUCUCCUGCCGCCGGCCGCCUCUCCCGCCCUCGGCCCCCGGGGCCGCUCAGCUCGGGCGGCGGCGGACACGACAGCCAGCGGCCCCGCUUCACUUCCCACGGUCCUGUCAGCCGGAGUUUCUUGUCUGUCUCUUGUUGAAUAUCAGGAGUGAAGUUUCAAAGGCCGGACCAGAAACUGUGAGGGUCGGUUCCUCCCUUCACGCUUUCUCUCGGGCCAGUUUUUUUCUGUCUCUUUUUGGUUUGGGUUUGGUUUGGUUUGGUUUGUUUUUUUUUAAGUGAACCAUCCUAGUCGUUUUUUCUUCAGCUUUAACAGUUUCGAAAUUAUAUCCUUUUUAUGGUAACCAGCCAGUGUCAGGAGAAAAGUGUGGCGAAGCUUCUUUACCUCUCCAGUGGAUCCGUUUUUCGUCCCGAAGAGACGUUGCGUGUGUUUACUAGAGCUGUUUGGGGGGAAUUCUUAUGUUUACACUUUCUUGGAAGAUUUCAGUUCUCUUUAAAAUCUAGUGAGUCGAAGCCGUUUGGUCUUGUAAGAUGCACAUUCAAAAAUAAAACAAAAAAACAAAAAAUCCUGCACUUUCAAAAAAAGAAAAAAAGUAAAAGAGGGAAAAUCAACAGCAACAUUUUUGUAUACUAAUGUGCCUGCUUUUGUUGAUAACUUCUUACUGUAAAAGCUUUCAGAAGUCUAUAGUGAAAAUGUUUGGUAAACUUAAUUGCGAUUUCAAAUUAACAACCUUUACUAAAAUAGUUGAGAGAGCAGUGGGAUACAGCAAUUCGCAGGAAGUCCAAAUGUCACAUACAUUCCUUUUUGUAAACCAGGUUCUGUGUUUUUAGUGCGAGGCAGGGUUUAUUUUUGUUUUACACAAGUGAGCAGUUUGAUUCUAUUUUGUACAACUACAUGGUUUCUCUCUUGUAAAGAAUUUCAUUUCACUGUUAUCAAUUUCUCAAUCUGGUAAGCUUGAAUACUAAAGGUUUUUUUUUUUUUGAAAAAGGAAUAUUACACACACACUUUACACAGCCUUAACUGAUGGUCACAAUUUUAACAGAAAAGCGAUAAAAACAUACCUUCCAAAUGUGUUUUCAGACCUAUAGUUUAAUCCUCACUCAAGUUAGAAAAAAAUUAAAAAUGGAAGGCGUGAUUUCACCUGCAAAAGGACCCCAAAAAGUUAGAUUGGGAUUUGUUAGCUCUUCCUCAAAUUACAUGCAUUAACAAGAUUCUUGUAGACAUUAAAACAAAAAAACCCUCUAAAUCUUCAUUUUAGAUUGAGCUGUGAAAUGCCAAUAUCCAAGAGUGUGAGAAAGUAGUAAUUAAAGUCAAGCUAUGGCAUCCAUAUGUUUAAGGUGCUUUAAAAAAGGAUGAGAUUUAACUCAAUGUUGCACAGAGUGAAAAAAGGCCACUCUUCAGAUUUUGUAUUAGUUUGCCCCUUUUUUCCAGUUAGCGUAUAUUACCAUGGAAUCCCAUCAAAGAUGACCUAUUCUAUUAAUCCUUUUUUUUGGAGCCUGCUGCAUAUGUAAUGUCAGUGUAUCAGAUAACAUGAAAGAAAUGUAGUUAAAAGAAACCAGAGUUUGGGCAUAUGUUUUGUGGUGGAUAGAAGAUUAUUUUUAAAUUUUGAGAAGCUGAGAGAGAGAGAGAGAAGAAAUUUGUAGCCUUAGUAUCAGAAAAAUGACGUUUUAAUCUAAAAUGUUGAAGCCUCUCUGCACUAUUUUUGUUUUCUAAAGUGUCUUGACUUGCACACUUUGUAUAGCCUAAAAUGCAGAAUGCCUUAGAAAUUUUAGAAAUUACAAACUGUAUCUAUGAAACUCAUAACGAAUCUUAUAAUCUAUGUAUGGGAUCAAAUGCAGCUAUUUCAAGUUUUGCCCCACAGUUCUGAACUGUGGGAAUCUACAGAUAAAAAUAUCCUUUUCGGAUGAAAUUUUCUCUUGGGCAGAAGGCAGCAAAAAACUUCUGUACUGUUUAAGUUCCACUGAAAGCUUCAAAAUAAGCUUUAUGCUUCUCCCUCUGCAGAAGCAAAUAUUAUUCCUUUACCAACAGUCUUUACUAACAGUGUAAUUUUAUCAAGAAAUCCAUAUUCUACAGAUUACAUCGCCAAGAUUUUUAAAAAAUGAAAUGGGUAACUCAAUUAAGGACCCGAAAUUCUUAUAUGAGAGACUUAAAUAAGUACUGUAGCUUGUUUUACAAAAGUGCUCAGCAUCCUCCAAUUCUCACUGAAUUGUAUGAGAAUAACUGGGUGCUGAAUAGCUCUGAAAAUCAGGCCACAGCUUUAGAAGCCUAGUGGCAAGUUUCUUUUCUUUUUUUAUUUAAUGUUGGCUGUAUAUUUUAAUUUAAGUGUAAGUUUUAUCUUUAGUUUUAAUAAAGACAUUGAUUUUUGAUGUUAAAAACUAGUAUUUUUAUUUAAAGAAACUAUUCUAGAAAUUGAACUAGAUAAUUCUGAAAUUCCAGUUGUUCCAAAGAUCAGUGCUCAGGGAAUAAAAAAAAAGGAAAGUCAAGAAAGCUACCUAUAUACUCAAGACUAAAUAGAAAGUAAUUUUAAACAGUGAACUUCUAAGAUUGUUAAAUUCAUAGAACUUUUUGUUUUGUUUAAUGUAUUUAUUUUCAAAAUACCAUUCACUUUAAAUAUUAUUUAUGGUCAUUUGACUCCUGAAUUUCUACUUUUCUUCCCUUGGGCUUUUACCUCCUAAUAGCAGUGUAAUUUAGGGAUGGAUAAGAUGCUGGAAAAAAAGAGUCUAAUCAAACUCCCACCAGAGACAGUGGGAGUUUUUCCCAUCAACUUCAGUGGGAAUAGGAUUGGGCACAAACAUAUAUGCAAAUAGUUACUAUACCCAACAUAUAUAAAACAACAUAUUGGUCGUUUCUGGCCCAACACCAGAUACAGCAAUGACAUACUAGCACUCAGAUAUGUAUAUUUUAUAGGGACAGAAGUGGUAAGGAAAGUAACCUGUGGUGUCAUACACAUUUUUAAAACAAAUAAAAUUAAGCAGGCAAAUUGACCAAAUAAGCCAUGUUUUCUUAAAGAUGGUGUACAAACAUUUCAGGUAUCCAGUGACUAACUUUUAUGGUAAAAUAUAAAUGUAUUUAUUUCUCAGUGAGAAGAAACUUAUAAAUACAAAGUACAAGGAGGAGCUUCACAAGCAUGAUCAAAGUAUUGUGGAGCCAUUUUAAGAAUUUUGAAAAUCAUCACUAUAUCUAUUGAGCAAUAAUGCUGGAGUGUGUAAACUAUGCUAUGUUGAAAUUGAAAAUAGGCUGGUGUAACAAAUGUUAAAACUGUAGGUUAAUUACUUCGGAGGACUCAUAAUAACAAUUUUUAAAUGAUAUCUCAUGCCAUGGUUGACGACGAAAAUCUAUCUGUUGCGUCAUUGAAUUGUAGAUUUUAUUCUACAGAUGUUAAAACUGGGGAAAGGCAACAAUAAAAUAAUUAGUGUGCACAUUUGUACAUAGGUAUGUAGGUUCCCAUCUUGUUUUAACUGAAGUCAAUGGCAAUUCUCUUAUUGGGCCCUAUUUCUCACUGGUUUGCACUGUGUUUGCUCACAUUUAUGUCAAGGAAGAGUAACAUCCAACUAGACUGACUGGGUAGUAGUUUACCUUCCACCUUCCAAACCCUUUUCACAGGUGCAGCCAACUCCACAAGGGAUAAACCAGUGGAGAAUUGGGCCCAUUGUCUUUGGCAAGAGCAGAAUUAGCCAGAAAAGAAAAUCCUACCAGCCUGUUAGCAUUUCUGAUGACUUAUUUUCACACUCCAACAUCCUUGCUUAAUUCAGUUAUUUAUUUUGCAUUGUAAUUGACAGACAGGGCAUAUGUAAAUCUGAAAGGGAGCAUUUGAUGCUAGAUGAAAGUGGUAUUAAACUAGUACAAGUCUUACUCUAAGUUUGAUUUCACUGUAGGACUUCUUUGGUACACCAAAAAGCACUAUGGUGGCUGGUACAACUUAGAUACAUUUCAAAUGUAAUGUUUAAAUCAGAAAAGGUUUCUUAAAGUUCACAUGAUGAGGGCAGUCUGUUUCUGCAUUUGGACUCAGUAUAUAUGAACACCUUUUCUUCAUUUUGCCAUUGAAUCUGAUAUUGAUCCUCAACAACAUGUCAAUAAUUGAUAUUGUAAUUUUAGGAUCAAUAAAUAUGUUUUAAAGCACAGCAUA
Molecule: messenger RNA, 5513 nt
Organism: Alligator mississippiensis (American alligator)
Lineage: Eukaryota; Metazoa; Chordata; Crocodylia; Alligatoridae
Gene: TMEM271
Product: transmembrane protein 271
Exons: 1
Coding region: 256-1326 (356 amino acids)
Source: RefSeq, a predicted model, not a curated record